AUGAAGUCUCUUCUUGUAACGUCUUUGCUCUUCUCGGCGGCCACUGCCUGGCCACAUCAGAUGCUACCACCGCAGGCCGACCAUCCAACUCGUGUCCAAAGGCGUGCUGAGGCUAUAGUUGCAGCCAUUGUGCCCACAACGACAGGGCAGAUUGGAGUGACACCGGUCCUCGUGGAUUCAUUGUUCGUUGAGAUCAAGCCCCUUCAUGAGACCUCAGGGCCAUACAACACCUUCUUCAGCGACUAUGUUGAUGAUAAAGGCAAUUGGAAAGCAAAGGACCAAGAACAAAUCACCCAGGUGCAAGUCACAACCAAAGACGGCAAGCCCACUAAAGAAACGGUGACCGCACCAAUAGCCGUCAUGACAGGUCCUGAUGGGGACCUUAACAUCCUCAUGGCACCCAAACUCCAGCAGAAGUUGGUUGAUAUGAUGAAAAAUGUCCCCGCCUGUGGCAAAAAACGGGCUGAAGCCUGCGGGAUUGAGAGGUUCUUGAUCGAGAUUGCUGAGGAUGAUUCCAAGCUCAUACAGUCCCUGAGGGAUGCGGUCGAAGGUAUCGCAUUUCUCAGUGAGGAUGUGCUCAGAGGUAUGAUUACUGGAGCCAGUACCGAGGAAGCCAGGCUUGUUGCAGGCGGGAUCGGUGCCAUGGGAUUCGUCUGGACCGCGGCGCGUCUUUAUACUUAUAAAAAGGAAUUUCCGUUGGCUUAUAAGAUCAGAGACCCGCCCAAAAAUGAUCUUCCCAAGACGGAGACGCCCGAGGAGGAGGAGGAGGAUUCCGACAAGUGUCCGAAGGAUGCACCCAACGGGAAGAACGCUCCCUUGUGUUCCGACUGCAGUGGCAAAGAUAAUACUUGUCAAGAUGGGAAAUACAAACACUGCCACUGCCUCGAUUUGGUGAGGCCAAUUUACACCAACUACGACGAGAUAUGGCUGAAAGAACAAGCCGAUGCGAUCAAAUACGCCCUGGAACAUGUUGACAAUGCGGAGACACCAAAAGUAGUCUGCUCUGACCCUGGAUACGACAAAGCCGUCGCCGUAGACGUCUCCUUCGUAAAGGGUCUGGCAGAUAAAUUCUGCGACGGGGAUGCCAAAAAGGAUCGCCAUAUGACUCUCUCUGGGAAGGAUAUAUCAACCAAGGCCUACCAAAAGUACAUAUUCGAUUUGACAUAUGCCCCUCCAGAGAAAAGUGACGAACAGUGCUUGACUGAUUGUGCGGGUGCGAUCGAGGCCAUGGCCACUAAAUGCCAAGGCAUCAACAGCCACACGGUGCAGAAAGGGGCAAAUGCCACGCUUGAUUGUGGUGCGCUGUACAGCUACGAGAUCAAUCUACCUGAUAAGCCUGACGACGCGGAUCUCUCCUGCGCCAAUAAUGGAGACUACAGCAAGACGAUCGACGUUGAUGUCAAAUUCUUCCAGCGCCUAUCCGAGAACUUUUGCGGCAACGACAUGUCUCAGAACCCCAAGAAGGACCUUACGAGCGACGACAUCAAGUCCGACAAGUACAAUGGCUACAAGUUCCACUUUGAAGGCUCGAACAACCCAGGCUGCAAGACCGACUGCAAAGCUACGUUUGCGCGUAUGGCUUCGAAAUGCCAAGGGUUCGACAGUCACUCUAUCCAACCAUCCGGCAACGCCGACUUUGACUGCAGCAGUAGCUACAGUUACAAGAUUGAGCGGCCAAAUGAGAAUCCCCCGGAGACGCCACCGCACGAUAAGCUCGGCGAACUCCAUUGCCACGGGGCGGACGACUUCGGCGACCACAAGGACAUCAGCCCCGGCUUUCAAAACCAGUACACUGGAUUCGCGUGCGUGGGUACCGCUCGGGAAGAGAAUAUAAUGGACGAGAACAGCGACCCAGUCGUAUUCCAGACCAAGACGAACGGCGCCCCGUACUAUUAUUCCAUCUCCUGGAUCAAGGGCUGUCGCGGUACAAAGCAGAGCCCUUAUACACCUUUGGGAGAUUAUAAGUUCCCCGGUAGCGAGGAUCAGGUUACUUGUACAGAUUUGUUGCGGAGGAACUGGAAAGAAUGUAUUAAUGGUGGGGUUGGUGGGUUCAGGGAUGCUGGGUGCUUGCGCUAUGAGUUCAAGGCAGAGUACACCAAGUGA
Messenger RNA from Aspergillus campestris IBT 28561, 2103 nucleotides. RefSeq lists its product as uncharacterized. Lineage: Eukaryota; Fungi; Ascomycota; Eurotiomycetes; Eurotiales; Aspergillaceae. The record is from RefSeq and is a predicted model, not a curated record. The coding region runs from base 1 to 2103 and encodes 700 amino acids. The transcript is spliced from 7 exons.